Messenger RNA from Fomitopsis serialis, 2442 nucleotides. Its product is annotated as PIN domain-like protein. Lineage: Eukaryota; Fungi; Basidiomycota; Agaricomycetes; Polyporales; Fomitopsidaceae. Bases 117 to 2138 code for a protein of 673 amino acids. The record is from RefSeq and is a predicted model, not a curated record. Gene Ontology annotation, cellular component: nucleus; cytoplasm. The transcript has 5 exons. Gene Ontology annotation, molecular function: 5'-flap endonuclease activity; DNA binding; 5'-3' exonuclease activity.
GCUUUAUUCGCUCCCUCCACAGUAGUGAUCACCUCUCUCGGUUCUAAGGGUUGUUUGGUCAUCAUUGCAUGGACUGCAUAUCCGGAUAGUACCUUGGUUAGUGAGCUCAUAUUCGUAUGGGAGUUUUGGGCUUGACACCGUUCAUUCAGAAGACCUGCCCUGAAGUUAUCAAGACCCUUCCUCAUCGGUUGCGAGAUUUGUGUGGGAAGACUGUGGUUAUCGAUGGCACGCUCAUUACCCAACGUCUGCAUUUCUCGCCCAUGCCUCAUCGCCAUCGGCAUGUGCUGGGCUGGUAUCGCAUCAUGAAGGAGCUCAUGGAGUGCGACGUGCGUGCUAUCUGCGUCUUUGAUGGGAAGGAGCGCAGUCUAGCGAAGGAGUUGGAGAUGGAACGAAGACGGCACGUCCGCAGGCUCACUUCAGCUCGUGGCGCUCUUGAGCUCGAACGUCUGGAGCGGUUGCGGAAGCUCGCUGGCCUGCUGCAGAUGCUGCGAACGCUGGGCAGUUCAGCGCAAGAGCAGAUCGCAGGCACUCUACGGGAAUUAACGAGACAUCCUGACGCCGUACCCUCCCAUCCACCCUCGAUACCGUCGUGGCUCCCUGCCGUCGAACCUUGGAGGACAGUCAAGGAACCAGAAUUGCCGAAGCAUAUUAUCCGAAACUUCAUAACGCCCUACGAAGCAUUUGGACAGCUCGACAGUUCUGACGUCUCCGAGGUGCUCAAGCGAGAUACUGCUGCCACGUUCGUCAGCCAGUGCGCUUCGGGCGCCGAUAGAGGUAUCUUGUCAUCGGCCAACGAAGAUGCGCUCGAAGUCCGCUCAGCAGACGACGUCCUACAGGCAGCUGCGAUUGAUCAGGAAGAGGUGGACGAAGAAGACUUUGUGGAGGAGGAAGAGGCAGAGGAAGAAGAGGCAUGUGGGGAGCACGACCUGGACGGCGACGGUUUCGACGCAGAGCACGAUGUGGACCUGGACGGUGUCAUUGACAAACCUGAAGGUAUCCUCUCGGAAGGACGAUUCAUUCAAGGGCUAUAUAUCGACACCGAGACCCCCAAAAGCUCGAGUUUGCACGGCGACUUCAAGGAACUAUCGUCCACUCAUGGAGCAGACGAGGUACACCGUGAAGCCGCUACGGAGGCUUUCCGCCUUGAAGCCAACUACAAUAUACCUCUUCCUGAUCCGAAGGACAUCCCGUUGGCGUUGGCUUCACUGUACUUCCAGUUUCGCCAAAGCCUUCCGAAAUUAGCUGCAUUGCCCGCGACUGCCCCGGCUGCGACGGCGGGCGAGGUAAUCUCGGAGCAAGAGAAGGCUGCCCUUCACGACGAAGCUUUGACAGUUCACGCGAUGUCGAAGCGACAAAACGAACUCACAACGGAAGAGGGCGAGUUAUGGGAUCAUCUAUCAGAGACUCGACCGACCGAGCGGAUUACGGGCGGCGCUGAAUGUCGACUUGCUGCACUAGCGGAGAAGAGCAAUGUCAUCUCUCAGUCGUAUGAGCGACGGACACAUCCGCCUACGACAGAGACGUAUGAGGAGAGCAAAGAGAUCCUCCGUGCCAUGGGAGUACCAUGCAUUGAAUCAACGGGGCCAUUCGAAGCAGAGGCGCUUGCUUCCUCGCUGGUCUUGCAUGGACAUGCAGACUAUGUUGCAAGCGAAGACACCGACGUCCUCGUCUACGAGGCUCCUCUCAUACGAAACAUUGCCAAUCGGAACGGGCCUUUAUACGUGAUAUCGGGCACAGAUGUACGUUCAACACUGCAGCUGGACCGUGCUGGCUUCAUCGAUUUCGCGCUGCUUCUUGGGACCGACUUUUCCCAGCGGAUCAAGAACGUUGGUCCCGCCCGCGCUCUUCGUUUCAUCCGCGCGCACGGCUCCAUCGAGCGCAUGCUGGAAUGCGAGCCGCGAUACACACCGAGGGUAGACCCCACCACAUAUCUCGCUCAAGUCAGCCUCGCGCGGACAGUGUUCCAGACAUUACCGCCGACACCAGACGCGGAGCUGCUGCAGCCCAAGGAGUAUGACGAGGAGGAAGUGAUGCGAGUGUUGGGCAACUAUGGACUCCACCGCGAGGCGAUGCAAGAAUUCGAUCAUACCUCUGCACUGUCUGGCAAUUUCUUCAGCGAUAAUCCUCAGGCAGCAUGACUCAUUUUGGUGCACACUACGUUACGCCUGCAAUGCUUACAAUUAGACUUAAUUCAUAGCACACACCAAUGGACAGUACUUACCAGGUACUUACGGACGAGCAGCACUAUCACGAACCCUCAAUUCCUGUACCGAUAGACAUCGUAUCACCCAUUUUUUGAAUCGACGGCCGUGUCUGUUCUGUGGAGGUUUGCAGGAGUCACAGCGAGUUGUACCAUGUCUCAUUCAGCUUGGUUCAUAUAGAACGUUACAUAACGUGCUGGUGCGUCGACCGUUCAAAGUCAGCGCGCACCCGCGAUGAGAC